AUAAAUAUGUCGUCAUGUAAGGAAUAUGAAAUGAGCGUUUCGCCCGAAAUUAGAUUAAAAGCAGAAAUGAACGGAAUGAAUUUAUUGCCGUUGAAAUCAAAAGAAAGGUAUCGAAUAACUGUAAAUUAGAAACGUCAUAUAUUUAAAUGUCAGUGUUUAAAAUUUGCAUUUAAAAACUAGUUCUUUUUGUUAAGGCGUCGAUAAAGUAUAGUACGUAACACAAGCUGUAAGUUACGUACUCGUUUAAUUUUGCCACUCGUACAAAAUAGGUAACAAUGUCGAAAAAGUCAAGUCAGGAUGACAUAUAUCUUGACUUGACCGAAAAAGAUAAUAACUUUGAAUUGAUUCCAGUAAAAACAGAUAAACAGACACGGUUUGAAGUUAACAGAGUAAACAAUGAAGAAGAAAACGAGGAAAUUGAACUCCGUGUUAAAAUCAACAGCUCAAAUGAUGAUGAGGAUGAUGUUCAUUCUUGUACAGAUAGAACCAAGCUGAAUAGUGAUUAUAUCAAAAGUUUUAGACAAUUGACAAGGGAAGCUCUACCUAGAUUGGAUAAUUACAGAAAUAUAAUGUCAGUUCAGGCGACUAAUAGACCAACAUUAGAUGAACUUCGAGACGCCACUCUUACUAAUAAGAUUAAUCAACGGACAAGUACAACAAAUGGAAAAUUAGUAGAAAGUAAGGGACAAUUCAAAUUUGGCUGGAUACAGGGUGUUUUCAUAAGAUGUCUAUUGAAUAUAUGGGGUGUUAUAUUAUUUCUUCGACUAACCUGGGUAGUGGGACAAGCUGGAAUAGGACAAUCCAUUUUAUUGAUUCUAACGACCACGGUAGUCACUUCUAUAACUUCAUUAUCAAUGUCUGCCAUUUGUACAAACGGGGAUAUAAAAGGAGGAGGAACAUACUACAUGAUAUCUCGGAGCUUAGGUCCAGAAUUUGGUGGUUCUAUUGGUUUGAUUUUUUCACUGGCAAAUGCAGUUGCAUGUGCAAUGUACGUUGUUGGUUUUUGUGAAUCAUUGCAAGACCUACUCGACGUUUACCAAAUGAAAGUUGUUGAUGGUGGUAUAAACGAUAUCAGAAUCAUCGGUAGCAUUACUAUCAUAAUUUUGACAACAAUUGUGGUUUUCGGAAUGGAAUGGGAAGCUAAGGCACAGUUUGCACUUCUUGUAGUGUUAAUUAUUGCUCUACUGGAUUAUUUCAUUGGUAGUAUAAUUGGUCCUCAAAGUUUAGAAAGCAAAGCAAAAGGCUUCUUGGGUUUUAACGCAACAUUAGGCUACAAUAAUCUUUUUUCUGACUACAGAUGGUCUGAGGGAAUGAGUCAAAACUUUUUUAGUGUCUUCGCUAUAUUUUUCCCGGCUGCUACUGGAAUAUUAGCAGGAGCUAAUAUUUCCGGAGAUCUUAAGGAUCCUCAAAGCUCGAUACCUAAGGGAACAUUGCUGGCUAUACUUGUCACAUCUUCCACCUACAUUUUGAUGUCAAUUGUCGCUGGUUGUACGGUACUUCGAGAUGCUAGCGGUAAUAUAACGGAUUAUGUAAAUGGAAGUUGGCCUGUUUGCUUACCUGGAAAUUGUACAUAUGGACUUCAAAAUGAUUUUCAAGUAGUAGAAUUAGUCUCUUGGGUCGGACCGAUAAUUUACGCAGGAUGUUUUGCAGCUGCCCUAUCAUCAGCUUUAGCAUCUUUGGUUUCGGCUCCUAAAGUUUUUCAAGCUUUAUGUAAAGACAAACUAUAUCCAGGAAUACAUUGGUUUGCUAAAGGUUAUGGAAUCAAUAACGAACCCUACAGAGGAUAUGUACUAACGCUUAUUAUAGCCGUUGGCUUUAUAUUAAUAGGUGAAUUAAACUUGAUCGCACCUUUGAUUUCAAAUUUUUUUUUGGCGGCAUAUACACUAAUAAAUUUCUCAACUUUCCACGCGUCGUUAGCAAAGCCGAUAGGAUGGAGACCAAAAUUUAAGUACUACAAUAUGUGGUUGAGUCUUCUAGGAUCAAUAAUGUGCUUAUUGGUGAUGUUUUUGAUAUCUUGGAUUACAGCUUUAUUAACAUUCACAGUGGUUUUAACCUUAUAUCUACUAGUAGCUUACAGGAAACCAGAUGUUAAUUGGGGCUCUACCACACAAGCCCAAAUGUACAAAAAUGCGUUACAGGGAGUAUAUCAGUUAAAUACCGUCGAAGAACAUGUAAAAAAUUAUAGACCUCAAAUAUUAGUAAUGUCUGGCAUGCCUAGUGCUAGGCCAGCACUAGUUGACUUUGCUCAUUUAUUAACCAAAAAUUUGUCUAUGUUGGUGUGUGGACAUAUUAAUACGACUUCCCUUCAACAAAGAGUACGAAAUGUUUUGAAUUACAAAGCUAAUAGUUGGCUGAGAGCUCACAAACUGAAAGCAUUUUAUAUGCAGAUUGAUGGCUUGUCUUUCGAAGAAGGUUGCAAUGCUUUAUUAAAGGCUUGUGGUAUUGGUAAACUAAAACCAAACAUCCUUUUAUUGGGAUUCAAAAAUGAUUGGCAGACAUGCUCUGAUGAAGACAGAUGUCAGUAUUUUAAUAUUUUGCACUCAGCCUUUGAUUUGCACAUGGGAGUAGGAAUUAUUAGAAUUCAGCAAGGCUUCAAUCCAAAUAUUUUUUAUGAAGAAGAAGCCAAAAGCGUUUGUAAUCUUCAAGGAAAUAAAUCAUACAGUCAAAUUUCACAAGCUAGCACAAGUAGUGGAGAAAAAUCUAUUAAAACUAACAAAGAGAUUGUUAGUGAAACUCCAAACCCUGACAAAUCUACGAAAAAAGCGAAAUCUGUAGAAGAAUCAGUGGAAGAACAGGAAGGAGUUAAAAAAACUUUGUCAACUGGAUUAUAUUUUAAAAAACAACAAAGAAAAGGGGGAACAAUUGAUGUAUGGUGGCUUUAUGAUGAUGGAGGUCUUACUCUUCUUUUGCCUUAUAUCAUUAACACUAGGAAAAGCUGGAGGGAUUGUAAACUAAGAGUAUUUGCAUUGGCAAAUAAGAGAAACGAAUUGGAAAUAGAACACAGAAACAUGGCGAGUCUUUUGGCGAAAUUUAGGAUCGAUUACGCCGAUUUACAAAUUAUAUCCGAUAUCACAACAAAACCUCAAGAAAGUACCAAGAAUUUCUUCGAAUCGAUAAUAGCAGAUUUCAGAUGUAGUAAAAAUGAUACUGAACAACCAGGAUGUAUAUCCGAUUCAGAGCUUCUGGCAGUGGAAGACAAAACGAACAGACAUUUAAGAUUAAGAGAACUACUGCUUAAACAUUCUAAUUCGGCCAAUAUUGUUGUUGUCACUUUACCCAUACCCCGCAAAAAUAUUAUUUCAGCACCACUAUAUUUAGCUUGGAUAGAAAUUCUCACAAAGGACAUGCCUCCUAUUCUCCUAGUGAGGGGUAAUCAAACAUCAGUAUUAACAUUUUAUUCAUAAUUAUAAAUAUAUAAUCAUAAUAUUUGCUGUAUAUUUUUACAAUAUAUAAAAUUUUUGAUACUUGAAAUUUAUCUUUAUAACAUUCAACCAAUAUAAGUUUUUGUGAAUCUUCUCAAACAUUUAAUGGAAUAAAUUGCCUUCAUGUGAAAGCUAAAGUCAUUGUUUGGACUAAAGAAACCUCAUAAAUUAUUAUUGAAUUCCAUGUUCAAUAAAUGAUUAGUAUUAAA
Diorhabda carinulata is the source of this 3631-nucleotide messenger RNA. RefSeq names its product solute carrier family 12 member 2 (gene Ncc69). NCBI's taxonomy places the organism in Eukaryota, Metazoa, Arthropoda, Insecta, Coleoptera, Chrysomelidae. Gene Ontology annotation, cellular component: membrane. The record is from RefSeq and is a predicted model, not a curated record. Gene Ontology annotation, biological process: sodium ion homeostasis; cell volume homeostasis; chloride ion homeostasis. The transcript has 18 exons. Bases 276 to 3404 code for a protein of 1042 amino acids. Gene Ontology annotation, molecular function: sodium:potassium:chloride symporter activity.